This is a messenger RNA of Saccharomycopsis crataegensis, 2919 nucleotides long. It is a transcript of the gene BBC1, whose product is annotated as Bbc1p. Gene Ontology annotation, molecular function: protein binding. Bases 1 to 2919 code for a protein of 972 amino acids. NCBI's taxonomy places the organism in Eukaryota, Fungi, Ascomycota, Saccharomycetes, Ascoideales, Saccharomycopsidaceae. The transcript has a single exon. The record is from RefSeq and is a predicted model, not a curated record.
AUGCCUGCUGUACCUUUCAAGGUCCGAGCAUUGUACGAUUAUUCAUCUGAAUAUGACGAUGAUCUUAACUUUGUGGCUGAAACCGUUAUCACCGUCACCAACAUCGAAGAUGAAGAGUGGUACUCUGGGAAGUUCACUGAUCCAACAACCGGCAAAGAACUAUCUGGUAUUUUCCCAAUAAAUUUUGUUGAAACCAUCAACGAACCUAUGGUUCCUAGCGCGAGACCUCACCCUAAGAAGCCUGAGAUUGCUGCUGAGGAUGAGGUGAGCAACGAGCAGCCUAACCAAGAUGAAGAACAAGAAGUCAAUCCAGAACCAAUUGCCACUACACCUGAGACCAUCCACAAUGAUAUUCAAGCUGUAACACAACCAUCAAAAUCGAAAUCUGAUAAUGCUUUUUUUAACAAGAUUGCCGCCUUCAACACUGCCAACUCCGCCCCUAUGUUACCAAUGAUGAAGCCAAAGGAAGAAUCGCAUGCAAAUAAACCAUAUUUCGGUGGCCCAUCUUCAUAUGUCCCGCCCGGAUUUGGCUCCAAGAAAUCUUCUAAUACGUUUUCCCCGUCAACAAAUGCUCAUCAAGAGGCCUCAGAAAGUACCGUAUCUGGUCAAGAUGCUAUACCAGAGGAAAACACCCCAAAGAUGAGUCUUCGAGAACGUAUUGCGAUGUUACAGAAGACUCAACAAGAAGAAGCGAACCGGGAAUUAGCCUCAUCUAAAAAAAAGUCUGAAAAGAAGAAGAAGGCUGUCCAUCAACCUCCUGUUUCAGCAGGCUCGUUGGUAGAUACACCUAUUUCAGAAUCAGAACCGGGAUCCGCUGCUAUUUCCAGAAAGAGUACAGUUGGUGAAUCACUAACAGAAGACCAAGUUGCUGUAUAUGGUGGUGAAUCUAUAGAAGAGCAAAGUGUCCAGGAAAAUAUCGAAUCUAAAGAAGAUGAAAUCACGCAAGGUGAAGAAGGUGAAAAUGAAGAAAAAAACAAGGAAGCUCAAGAAGAAGGUGAUGAAAACAACAAAAAAGAAGAAGAAAAAGAAGACAUUGAUGAAGAAGAUGAUGAGGAAGAAGAGGAAGAAGAAGAAGAAGAUGAGGAAGAAGCUCGCAGACGUCAAUUGAGAGAACGGAUGGCCAAAUUAUCAGGUGGCGCAGGUAUGUUUGGAAUGAUGGGUAUGAGUCCAUUUGGGGUUCCAUCAUCAACCAAGAAGAAGACUAAACCAAAGACUGAAACCAAAAAAGAAAUUGAAAAACAAUUAGAAGAGCAAGAACAGGAAGAUUUGCCACGAGCAGUUCCCAUUUUACCCAUUAUUGGCAGUGGCGCUUCUGCCCCUGUACCAAUUCCAGAAUCUGAAGCUCCAAAAACCGAAGCCACUCAAGGAUCUAUAAGCAGAUUAUCAUCAUCUUCUAAUGUUUCUGAAAUUAGGGACUCAAUAGAUGAAGAAAGUUUCGCAAGCACUAAUGAAAAUCCAGCAGGUGCCACACAAUUCGAAGAUAUGCCAACGGUCACUGAUGAAGAAGAAUCUGAAGAAUCUGAGGAGUUGGAAAAAGAGAAGGCAAUUGAAGCUCAGCCACCGGUGGUAGUUCCUGAUGAAGCUGUCUUCGCUACUUCUGAAGCCGAAGUUGAUUCAAGCUCUAAAAGCCUACCGGUAGAAAAGAAUCUCGUCCAUGAUGAACACAAGGGUGUAUCUGAUAGUGAGAACACGGGGUAUGAGGGCGACGAGGACACUGAACCCCCAAUACAAGAAACACAUGGAGAUCAGGAAGAAACUGAAACUGAUGGCGUAGGCGCAGUUAUCAACCCAGUUUUGCCAACAACUAAGGGGCCUCCUCCUCCUGUACCAAUGGAUGUUCCUCCAGAAUUGCCUAGAUCUAUUCCACCACCAGUCAUGCCGGGCAGUGCUGCUCCUCCAUUACCAAGAUCUGUUCCUCCUUCUGCUCCAUCAAACCCUGCUCCGGCAAUUCCAGGAAUAGUUAAUAGAGCACACACUGUGCCCGAAAAACAAGCAGUAUCUGAUUUCACCAAUGACGGUUCAUUUAGCAGGCGCAAUUCAUUGUUAUAUAAUAAGCGGCAAUCUGUUGAUGGCAAGAUGAUGUCAUAUGAAGAUAGAAGAAUGUCUGUGGACAGCUAUAAAUCGUUUGCAGUUGAAUCUUCUUCUCGUGAACCAUUGAUGGCUUAUCGAACCAUGACUCGGGAGCUCGCAGUUGAGGAUAUUGAUGUUUACGAAUCGGCUGACUGGUGGCACAAAAAGGAAUUACCUCCAUCAUUACAAGCGCAGGUUGGCAAAACCCUUAUCUAUGAAGUUGAAGAGUCUAGCUCCAAGAAGCGUGGGAGGAUCACCAUGAUUACUAAGGAUUAUUAUAUUUUGAUGAUAAGUGAAACGUCAUAUAGUCAGAAAUUGAUCAGUGUUACAUUUGAUCAAGCCAAUAUUGAUAACGUUGGGUUCCAAAUCACCAAUAUUCCAAUGGCCGAUAGUGAUAAACAAAUGGGGCUUGAGAUUUAUAAAUUAGCUUCUAAAUAUAAUGGCCACACUCUUGAUGGGUCACAAAACUUUGUGGCUAAGAUUUUCCAAAAAUUACCAGGUUUGGUUCCCCCAAUCGGGUUGAAUUCUUUUGGGAAAUUAAUUUACCAUAAUGAAUCGCAUAGAAGUGUCAAUCAAACUGAAGAUUUCCAACCAGGAGACAUUCUUAGGAUUUCUAGUGCCAAAUUUUCAGGUCAUAAUAAAUUACGUCAAAAGAUUGUUUAUGAAGUCGGGGCCAAAGAACCGCUAGUAGCGAUCAUUGGUGAAUUUGAUUCGAUCAAGAUGAAGUUUAGGGUUUUUGAAAAAGAUUCGAAGAACAAGAUCAAGCCGGUUAGUUAUAAGAUCAGUGAUUUAAUCAAUGGCUCGAUAAAAGUAUUUAGACCUUUGGCGAGGGAAUCCAUUGGUUGGUGA